This is a messenger RNA of Zeugodacus cucurbitae (melon fly), 1396 nucleotides long. Its product is annotated as epidermal growth factor-like protein. Lineage: Eukaryota; Metazoa; Arthropoda; Insecta; Diptera; Tephritidae. The coding region runs from base 47 to 718 and encodes 223 amino acids. The record is from RefSeq and is a predicted model, not a curated record. The transcript has 2 exons.
UUGUAAUAAAACUGCGUAAAUCAAGUGCGAUAACUGUACGAACGGCAUGUGUAUUGGACCCAAUAUGUGUAAAUGCAAUAUCAAUUAUGAGAAAACCUCGACUGACGACUGUGUGCCCGUCUGUAAGCCAGCCUGCAAGAAUGGUGAAUGCAUUGCGCCGAAUAAAUGUAGGUGCUCACAAGGCUAUUGCAAAAACGCACAUGGUGAGUGUGAACCGGUUUGCUCAAGCGGAUGUCCGAAUGGUCGGUGCGUCGCUCCUGAGACCUGUGAGUGCAACGAAGGGUAUUCACAGAACGCUCCAAAUAUAUGUGAUCCGGUUUGCUCAAGCGGAUGUCCGAAUGGUCGGUGCGUCGCCCCUGAGACCUGUGAGUGCAACGAAGGGUAUUCACAGAACGCUCCAAAUAUAUGUGAUCCGGUUUGCUCAAGCGGAUGUCCGAAUGGUCGGUGCGUCGCUCCUGAGACCUGUCACUGCAACAAAGGAUAUUCACUGAGCGCUACAAAUAUAUGUGACCCGGUUUGUUCAAGCGGUUGUCUGAAUGGUCGGUGCGUUGCUCCUGAGACCUGUGACUGCAAUAAAGGAUAUUCACUGAGCGCUCUAAAUAUAUGUGACCCGGUUUGUUCAAGCCGUUGUCUGAAUGGUCGGUGCGUCGCUCCUGAGACCUGUGACUGCAAUAAAGGAUUUUCACUGAUCGCUACAAAUAUGUGUGACCCGAUUUGAUCAAGCGGUUGUCUGAAUGGUCGGUGCGUCGCUCGUGAGACCUCUGACUGCAACAAAGGAUAUUCACAGAGCGCUCCAAAUAUAUGCGACCCGGUUUGCUUAAGCGGAUGUCCGAAUGUUCGGUGCGUCGCUCCUGAGACCUGUGACUGCAACAAAGGAUAUUCACUGGCAAAUGUGUGCGUCCACGAACAGAUAAGUUAAUAAAAUGAGCGCUUCUUUACUUUCAGAAAACCAACUUGGACUUAGAAGUAUAACUGGCAACGCGGACAUUGUUCGAGUGCUUUAGUGGGAACGGGUACUUUCGGACUUGGUUAUAUGGAUGAUAGUUUAGCGUUAUUAUUUGAGAUAACAUUCAUACUUGUAAUUCAGUAAUAUAAGUAAAGAAAGAGAAUUAAAAAGUGUGACAAAAUAUUCGUACAUCUUUUUUGAAGUUAAUAUUCAAGACAGUUAACCAGAGGUAAAUAUAUAUGUUAUACGAGAAGAAAAAUAGUUUCAUUGUGUUCAAGAAUCACGGCUUUUACGGCUACCAUUAAAAUUUAAUAAGCAGUAAGCGAUCACAGUGUUGGACUGGGAGCCUUCUCUGCUCUUUUUGGUAAAAGUUUUCAUGUCUUUUUUGGUUUCUUUUUCAUAUCUUUCAUUAAUGUAUAAGUAAGUCUCCUCAUUAUACGGGAAUUUAUU